AUGAGACCCUGGAACUCACUAUUCACCGAGCAAUCUCGUAUGCCAGGCGAUCGCUACCGAGCCACUUUCCGCGCUGUUCUUUCUUCCUCCACUUUUUCUUUAUCCGAUCAGAACGUAUCUCCCUUGCUGUCUCCUGCUAGCCUUUCUUUCUCCUUUUUUAAGGAGAUCCAAAUUCCCAAAGCUCCAGUGUAUAUGAUCGACAUCACAUCGUUUAAUAAGUGGCAUGAAGAGAGCCAAAUAGAUCCAACCCAACCCAUGUAUACACCCGAGAAACCUCCUCGUGUCUAUUGUGAUUACCGACCUUUUAAACCCGAGUUUUACUUUAAUCUUAGGCGUCAGUUUGCUAACGAAUACGCUUACAAUAUGCAAGCUUAUCAGCAAACUUAA
Molecule: messenger RNA, 387 nt
Organism: Protopolystoma xenopodis
Lineage: Eukaryota; Metazoa; Platyhelminthes; Monogenea; Polystomatidea; Polystomatidae
Source: the annotation of a GenBank genome assembly